This is a messenger RNA of Polyodon spathula (Mississippi paddlefish), 2860 nucleotides long. RefSeq names its product interferon gamma receptor 1-like. NCBI's taxonomy places the organism in Eukaryota, Metazoa, Chordata, Actinopteri, Acipenseriformes, Polyodontidae. The coding region runs from base 153 to 1388 and encodes 411 amino acids. The transcript has 7 exons. Gene Ontology annotation, molecular function: protein binding. The record is from RefSeq and is a predicted model, not a curated record.
UUUUAUGUGUAAUGUAGGAAGUGAUCAGCCAGUUUCAUCAGGCCUGCCGUUGUUUAAUGGUCGUUUACUUACAGUUGUUUUCUGACUUGCUGGCAAAAUAUUUUUUCGUUGGCCGACGGAAAAACUGUUUCUGAAUUCCGAGUGUGAUAAAAAUGCAAAUUAAGGGAGCUGUGUUUUGGGGAUUUGCGGUAUUGUCCAUAACUCUGGAGAAAGAUGUUUCCGGUGGUUCUGUUCCUCAACUAACCAACCCGUCACUGUCAUGUAGGAAUUUUGAGACAUUUCUUUAUUGGAACUACAGCGACACCUCUCUAAAACCAACAUUCACUGUGGAGGUGGCACAGUAUACCUCGAACGUUACUAAUUCUGUUGAGAAUAUCCCACAUCGUUAUUGCAAUGUCUCCUUCUUCGUCGAUGAUAUUGAAGAACAUUAUUAUUUGACCAUAAAAGCUUUUGCCGGAGAGGAACAUAUCACCCUUUCUCUCCAAAGGUUUUCUUUAAAGGAUAUCUGCAUGUUAGAUUUUCCCCAUGUGAAUCUGACAACUAAAGGAAGAACAGUCAAGACACUAUUUGAACAUCCUUUUUUUUUGUACAAAAAAAAGAACCCAUCUCUGAAACGAAAAUUCAGCAUUGACUAUGAGUAUACGGUUGAAUACAGGAAGAAAGAUGAGCCAGAUCAGACAUCCUCAAAACAUUUUACAUGCAAGAAGAGAGAAUGUGAAAGCGAUUUUUUGUUGCCAAAAGAUGAAGAUUAUUGCCUGUCAUUUAGUGGCAGCAUGUCUGGGAUACAAGUAAUCAGCACAGAUGAAAGCUGCACAGGAAACCAUCCCAAACAAAAACCUCUGGAUAAAUACAUGAUUAUCAUCCUAACAGUUAUUGUCUGUGUGAUUGCUAUUGGUUCCAGUCUCACUGGGCUUGUCUGUAGCAUAAUGUGGAAGAAGAACAUUCCUUUGCCAAGCUCUUUGGCCUCAAUGCUGACAGGAAUGAAACCCUACAUGAGCGUAAAAAAAGAGGACAGCACCUUUUCUGUUGCAAAACAUGUCGAAACCCCAAAUCAGGUAGUGGAAGAGGAGAACAGGGUGAUGGAACAAAUAAAAAACCUUGCUCCUGAACAUGAAACCCCCCGCUUUAAAAUAGGGUUAAAUAAUAUUGACAGAGAUGACAUCAUCAUCCAACCAGAAGUCUGUGACCUUGUCUUGAACGUCAGCCUCAGUGACCAGACUGAUGUGAAGGAAAAUACAGAGCUUUUAACCAACGAACCGGACAACAAAUCGGAAAACAGCUUCUCAACGUGGCCUAGUUGCAUUUCUGGAUAUGACAAGCCUCAUGUUUUAGUAGAGAUGAGCACCGAUGAUACGGUUCAGGGAUAUAGGCCUACACAACUGGACUGAGACCAUAAGAGUGAUUGGAUUAGAUUUAUCUGAAUGUUUAUUAUGUGUUGGCCAAGGAGCAAAAGCACUAGUCGCUAGGAUCACGAAAAACAUUCUUUAGAUGAGAUAGUUAAAACAUAUGUAAAACUUUUAAGCAAUUAAACCCAUUUCCAAACCCCUUGAACUUAUUAGUACACAAACAUACUUCCCACAAUGAGUAGCUCGAUGUGCAUUGUUUUUUUAUUCAUUUUGCAUGGUUGAUGGGUACGGGUUAGGUCGAGUUCCUUUUGUUAACCCUUUCGUGCACAAUGUCCUCAUUUGAGGACAGAUACAAAAUUGUGUUUUUCUUCAUUCACAAAUGUAUCUUUUCUGCUAUUCUCGUUCUUUGUGCUUACUCACAACCUCAGAAAGCGGUUUUCUGCCCCCUUGUGUUUAACAUGCCUCAUUGCUUUCCAGGAUGUGUAUUAGCUAUUCAGUUGCCAUUGUUUUGUACGUAAGCUUGUGAUGCUGGUAUUGUGUCAUAAAUCAAACAGCUUUCCAUACAACACAGUCUUCAAUUUGAAUUACGAGUAACAAACGUAUUCAUAUGUGUCCUCGUUUACAAACAUUGCGCGAUAGUGGGUAUAAAUACAUGAAGCCUGGAAGCUAUACGCUUUUGUUUGUGGUCUCCAUCAUAAUUAUUAUAUGCACGAAAAUUGUGAAUAGGUAUUAAAUUGUCAGGGAAAUAUGGUAAUGCCAUGUAUUUUAAAUAUUAAACAUUUUGUAAAUCACCUGGAGAUGCUGUACACUGGGUGGCCACUUUGUUAGGAAAUAACUGUGUUUAGUGCAGAGGUGUCAAACAUACGGCCCCUGGAGUGAUGUCAUCCGGGCCAUAGAAUAUUAUUUUUUUAUUCACUAGAAUACAGGUAAAAAAAAAAAAAUAGUGCUGGGACAAACAUAAAAGAACUGACGUUUUUUUACAUCUAUUCAAAGGCAAACAACAAAUGUCUGUAUCCGUCAGAAAUUAUUUUAUCUGUGUGAUUUGGGGAGCAUUAGGGGCGUUCCCCUGGUGCGCUCUGACUGUCAGCUGAGAUCAGCCCGUGCGUUGCUGUUCACUCUUAUUUGCUAAAUAAAAUAGCUUUCUGUUUUGGAAGAUACAAGUUGCAGGCUUGGAUUCUUACCACCGCUACAGCCGGGGUCCAUUUCUGUCUGCAAUACUAUGAUACAGGUCAUACUUGCAAAACUUGUAUAUUAAAUCAACGUUUUAAUUUUCUUUCAUGAUGCAGUCCUAGCAAUCCUAAAAACAGUGAGUAAAUAUUGUUUAUAUUCUACAACACCGUCAUUUUAAUGUCUGUUUUAUUUGAAGUGUUUAUUCAAGUUAAAAACCAAUGUUAUUACUUUAUAAAAUUGCAUUUAUGACUACUUUCACUUUGUUUAUUGCCAAGACGCAAGGGCAGUGAUUUUUUUUUUUUUUAAAUGUGUUUUUACUUGAAAUAGACACAAAAUUUAACUAC